AUGGCUCGAAUUGAUGUUGAAAAAGUCAUCGAGGAGCUCACCCUCGGCGAGAAGGUGGCCCUCACAGCUGGUCGUGACUUCUGGCACACAGAAUCAGUUCCACGCCUAAACAUCCCUGCGCUACGUAUGUCCGACGGCCCAAAUGGUGUCCGUGGCACUCGCUUCUUCAACGGUAUCCCAGCAGCAUGCCUCCCCUGCGCAACAGCGCUCGGUGCAACCUGGGAUACCGAGCUGCUAUCGGAGGUCGGUGCAUUGAUGGGCGAAGAAGCGAUCGCAAAAGGCACACACGUCGUGCUAGGCCCAACGAUCAACACCCAGCGAUCGCCGCUAGGCGGGCGCGGCUUCGAGUCCUUUUCGGAGGAUGGUGUGCUCUCCGGUACGCUAGCCGGCUACUUCUGCAAGGCAAUGCAGGAGAAGGGGGUUGCUGCCACGCUUAAGCACUUUGUCUGCAAUGACCAAGAGCAUGAGCGACUGGCUGUCAGCAGUAUUCUUACUAACCGAGCGCUGCGUGAGAUCUAUCUGAUGCCGUUCCAGUUGGCUAUGCGGAUAUGUCGCUCGCAGUGUAUUAUGACCGCUUAUAAUAAGGUUAAUGGGACACAUGUUAGUGAGAACAAGGCUAUUAUUGAUGAUAUCUUGCGCAAGGAGUGGGGAUGGGAGGGUGUCGUUAUGAGUGACUGGUUUGGUACCUACAGUACCUCUGAUGCCAUUGUCGCUGGUCUCGACAUCGAGAUGCCCGGUAAGACCCGCUGGCGUGGCGAGGCUCUUGCGCACGCCGUCUCUUCAAACAAGGUGGCCCAAUACCAACUCGAUGAACGAGUGCGCAAUAUCCUCAAUCUGGUGAACUGGGUUGAACCCCUUGGAAUUCCCGAAGGAGCACCUGAGAAGGCCCUCAACCGGCCGGAAGACCAGGCUCUGAUGCGUCGCGCUGCUGCCGAGUCUGUCGUGCUUAUGAAGAAUGAGGGUGAUAUUCUUCCCCUUAAGAAAGAUGGAUCUCUCCUGGUCAUUGGUCCCAACGCUAAGAUCGCUGCAUACUGUGGUGGUGGUUCAGCCUCUCUGGCUCCUUACUACACUGUCACUCCGUUCGACGGUGUCUCUGCCAAGAGCAAGGGAGAGGUCAAGUACAGCCAGGGCGUGUACUCUCACAAGGAUCUACCGCUUCUGGGUCCACUGCUGAAGACUGCAGACGGCAAACCUGGCUUCACAUUCAAGGUCUAUAAUGAACACCCCAACUCUGGCGAGAACCGACAGGCCGUGGACGAGUUGCAUCUACUCGAAUCUUCCGGCUUCCUGAUGGACUACGUCAACCCUAAGGAGAGCGGGGUCUACAACUUCGGCGUGACAGUCGUCGGUACAGGCCAACUCCUCAUCGACGGCGAAGUUGUCGUCGACAACACCAAGAACCAGAAGCAAGGCUCGGCCUUCUUUGGCACAGCUACCAUCGAAGAGAUCGGCACCAAAGAGCUCAAGGCCGGCCAAACAUACAAGGUUCUCUUCCAGUUCGGCAGCGCACCAACCUCAGACCUAGACACACGCGGAAUUGUCGCCUUCGGUCCAGGCGGCUUCCGUUUCGGCGCCAGCCGACAAGUGAGCCAAGAAGAACUGAUCGCCAACGCAGUUGAGCAAGCCAAAACCGCCGAGCAAGUCGUCAUCUUUGCCGGUCUCACCCUGGAAUGGGAGACCGAAGGCCACGACCGCGAACAUAUGGACCUACCCCCUGGCAGCGAUGAGCUGAUCAGCCGUGUGCUGGAGGUGAACCCGAACGCAGUUGUCGUGAUCCAGUCGGGCACACCGGUCACAAUGCGGUGGGCAGACAACGCCAAAGCCCUCGUGCAAGCCUGGUUCGGUGGUAACGAGUGCGGCAACGGUAUCGCGGACGUCCUCUACGGCGACGUGAACCCCUCCGCCAAGCUACCAAUCACCUUCCCCCGCCGCCUGCAGGAUAACCCCUCCUACCUGAACUUCCGGUCUGAGCGCGGCCGUGUCCUCUAUGGCGAGGAUAUCUACGUUGGGUACCGGUACUUCGAGAAGAGCGAUGUUGCGCCGGGCUUCGCUUUCGGGCAUGGUCUGUCGUACACGAGUUUCUCCCGCUCGGAUCUACGCAUCGACACUGUUCCUGAACAAACCAAGUACACUGAGUCCGGUGAGCCUGUCACUGCGUCGGUGACUGUCUGUAAUACGGGUUCUGUGGCUGGCGCCGAGAUCGUGCAGCUCUGGAUCGUGCCCCCGAAGACUGAUGUUGGCCGUCCUGUGCGCGAGCUUAAGGCUUUCCAGAAGGUCUUCCUGCAGCCUGGUGAGACUAAGACUGUGCAGUUGGUUGUUGAGAAGAAGUUGGCUACCAGCUGGUGGGAUGAGGAGCGGGAGCAGUGGAUCUCUGAGAAGGGGACGUACCAGGUUCUCAUUACGGGUACGGGGGCUGAGGAGCUGCAUGGCGAAUUUGAGGUUGGCAAGACGAGGUUCUGGCUUGGUCUGUAG
Penicillium mononematosum is the source of this 2472-nucleotide messenger RNA. Its product is annotated as beta-glucosidase. The transcript is spliced from 4 exons. Gene Ontology annotation, molecular function: beta-glucosidase activity. The coding region runs from base 1 to 2472 and encodes 823 amino acids. Lineage: Eukaryota; Fungi; Ascomycota; Eurotiomycetes; Eurotiales; Aspergillaceae. The record is from RefSeq and is a predicted model, not a curated record. Gene Ontology annotation, biological process: glucan catabolic process.